AGACACGUACUGUGGAGCACAAGAGCUCCAGUAAUAGUUUCUUCUUCUCAACAGCGCGCCAAGACGAGUACGAAGGAGUGGAAGAAGAAAGAAGUGACCAUGAGUGACGAAUGGGUUGUAUUGAUGGGCUACAGAGCUGGCCCGGGAAUGCCUCCGCGCAUUCGGCGGCAGCAGUUCAUUUCAGUCCAGCCUAAGUCAGGGGUACCUGAGAGUGCCAUGGAAAGUGAAGUCGAUGUGUACCUUAUCGCGUGCUUAGCACAGGCCAAGGAGCCAUCUGCCGGAGCAGCCAGACCAGGCCGUGUCAUUGGCUGUUGGCUGUGCGUCGUCGGGACCGGAUCCGCCUUCCCGGUUGAGCUAAGCCGCGAAGCUCCUCCUGGCCGCCUCAGACGACACCUCCCCAUCGCGACGUUAUCAAACCUUCUCUUACGGAUACCUGACCUUACAGCAAAGAGGCAUUGGAUGGCCUUGCGCACACGACACACACCUGACCGCCCUUUGUUUGCUUCUUCGCUUUCGCCCGUCCUUCCCGCCCUUCCCGUUCUGCAAAGUUGCCUUUUCCUUCCCAUCGCACUGACCAUCCAGGUGGCCAAUUGGGGAAUCACGGACGUUGCUCCCGAGGCCUGGGGAUCGACUGCCCGCCGCAUGUGUGUCCAAGAAGAUCCCUUCUUUCCUGCAUCGGCACCCGUUAUACCCUACUGCCGCACCUCACAAUCGGUCCAUCCAACCGCCUUCAGGCGCACACGUUUCACUCUGCAUCGUGUCUCGCCUACGCCAACCUCGGUUUGCCCGCCUGAUGGCCUGAUAGUGCCGCUUUGA
This is a messenger RNA of Colletotrichum lupini, 816 nucleotides long. RefSeq lists its product as uncharacterized. The transcript is spliced from 5 exons. The annotation marks the transcript as partial. Lineage: Eukaryota; Fungi; Ascomycota; Sordariomycetes; Glomerellales; Glomerellaceae. The record is from RefSeq and is a predicted model, not a curated record.